AAACACUAAUAGCAUUCUUCACUAUCCACCACACACAGAAACGAUCCAAAACUCGUACUAUCGAAUCUAAUGGCUGCGUUCUGAUCUGCCUCCUCGUCAGCCAGAGGAGUGUUCGCUCUUUCGCCGUGGCUAAGAUUCAGUUAGAGAGGAAAAGAGAGUUAUGAGAUAGAGAACUCAGGGAAGAGAGUUUUCUUUUUCUUUUUGAGAAACAGAGAAGAGAGUAAGAGUGGAGAGAAACGAGACAGAAUCGAGAGAGGGAGAGAGAGAGAAAGAAGAGAGCAGUAACGGGGUUUGGUCCGUUAGGGACAAAGUUGUCUUUUGAGGAUCAAAUGGUUUUACUCCACGUCUCUCCUCCCUCCUCAACUCUUUGCUGCCUCUCCAGUCUUCUCCCUAACUCUCUGCUUCUCUCGUAUCCCAAACCCCGACACUCACACACGGUGGCAAGGUGAUAUCGUCAGCAGCAACAUCGGCUCAACAAUAGAGCUAGUCGGCUCGAAGCCAUCUAUAAUCUAUAGAAUCAAUCAAAGCUCAACAAGGGAAGUGCUAGAUGGCGUUGAGGCGGUUCCUUGGGUUUUCUGAUGGUGAGUUGAUGAGGUCGGAUUCAAAACCUUGUUCCAGACUAAUGAGACAGACGGCUGGAAUUUUUACCGUUGGAGGAGGAUUAGGAUUUUGGAUUCUUUGUAGAUUGCACUAUGGUCCAAGAAUUACGGUGCCUAGGAGCCUUCGGUGGGCAGCUUGUGGAGCAGUAUCUGUUAGCUCUACGACUGCUUUACUGGUUCGCUUAUUUAGUCCUGAAUGUGAACCACAGAACAUAGCUGCUUAUGACAAGGGAAGUUAGUUUUAACUACUAGAGUUUGGUUUGGUUUUUGUUUCUGUGUCUGUAGGUUUGAAGCUUGUCUUGGAUCUAUUUUCUCAUCAAUAAUGCAAGACCAAUAUUAUUACUCA
Molecule: messenger RNA, 945 nt
Organism: Quercus robur (English oak)
Lineage: Eukaryota; Viridiplantae; Streptophyta; Magnoliopsida; Fagales; Fagaceae
Exons: 4
Coding region: 548-838 (96 amino acids)
Source: RefSeq, a predicted model, not a curated record